CAAUGUCGGGGAUAGACCGGCGCAUCAUGACCAGAGAAAUCAAUUGCCGCAAUCCAUGUCACACCUGAUGUGCCGAAUGUUGAGCUCAGGCGAUGUAGUGCUGCACCAUUUGCGGACAUUCUGGUGAUUUUUCUCUGGCAGCCAAGCCGUCGCAGCUACCGAGCCGGACUCAAGCUGAGCCGGCAGCAGAGAUAAAUGAUCAUGUCAUCAGCUGCUGUUGCUAGUGCAUUUGCCCGUCGCUGCUACGGCUGCUGCUGGCCACUCGUUUCACUACUCUGCACUCGGCUGCAUUUCUCUCUGUAAUCGACCCACUGUUCAUAAUGAGCGACACAACAAGCGACAUUCGCGGGCUGUCAAAUGAGAAGGAGCCGCGGCGCAUAACGCUGCGCGAGUUCGAAAACAAAAAGUCGUCAAAGUUCAUGGAUCCGUGCGGGAUCGAGGCAAAGGCAAGCUUCAAGUGUCUUGACGACAACAAUUACGACAAGUCGCUGUGCAACGAGUACUUUGAGGCAUACCGCAACUGCAAGCAGAUGUGGGUGCGCGAGCGCAGAAAGGCGCGCCAUGACAAGACGAUCUAGAGGGUGUCGAAGGACGGGCAAGGAGCGCAACGAUGGUUUAGAGUUGGAGUUUACUUGAUCAUUAAAAAGCCUAUGUUUUGUUGUUUACCUUCUACGACG
Molecule: messenger RNA, 677 nt
Organism: Linderina pennispora
Lineage: Eukaryota; Fungi; Kickxellomycota; Kickxellomycetes; Kickxellales; Kickxellaceae
Product: cytochrome c oxidase-assembly factor cox-23, mitochondrial
Exons: 1
Coding region: 321-578 (85 amino acids)
Source: RefSeq, a predicted model, not a curated record